This is a messenger RNA of Bactrocera oleae (olive fruit fly), 4827 nucleotides long. RefSeq names its product RNA-binding protein Ro60. The record is from RefSeq and is a predicted model, not a curated record. Gene Ontology annotation, cellular component: ribonucleoprotein complex. NCBI's taxonomy places the organism in Eukaryota, Metazoa, Arthropoda, Insecta, Diptera, Tephritidae. Gene Ontology annotation, molecular function: RNA binding.
GGGUUUUGACAGCUCUCUCUCGAUUCAAAGAGUCUCGCAUCAUUUCAUCCUUGACUACGUUUUGUGCUGUUUGCACAUUUCUUCAUUUUAUUCUUGAGUUUUACCAUUUUUACAUUUUAAAAUCUUAAACAAGUACGAUAAUAUUUACGACAAAGCCUGUACCCGGUGAAUUAGGUUCGCUUCGAGAUAAGAAUUAGGUUUUGCGUGCCUCAAUUUGGGCUGUGGCCGUAGACAUCAGGAAAGCAAAGAGUAGACAGUGAAAGCGGGCGGUUUCGAUAACUUGGAAGGCUUUGGCAUUCUGGGUGUAAAAUACUGCGUUUUAAAAAGCUAACUGAUGGAUUUGGAUGGAAAAGAUAAGAUUCGGCGCUUCUGCUAUCUUGGCAGGUUUGAACCCGUAUAUGUACAUCUGCGAGGCUCGAUCAAUGUUGGGCAGUACUGGCCGCAAUUAGAAGUGCUCUGCAAAUCGCUGGAUGACGUAGCAAUGCUUCUAAUUUUGCGACAAGCACUACAGGAAACUACACUCGUGCGACGCGAUGAGCCGCUUUUCGUAUACGCAGCUUAUUUAGCUAGUGACGUUGACAUAAAAUGGAAAACAUCAGUGCGUAAAGCCUUACCGGCGUUAAUACUAAAUGAUGAAGACCUUUUUAUGUUUUGCAAAUACGCAAUGCUCAUUCAGCGGGAAUUGAAACAUAAAGGCUUCACUAAUACGACACGGAAAGCCAUUACAGCUUGGUAUGAAGAUCAAUCACCCGAAGAGUUACGUCAAAUGUGGCUUACGCAUCGCGGUGCACAUGGAUUUACGCACAAAACGCUUAUUAAGUUAUGUCAUAUUAACGACGAAACGAUCGGUGCUGUGGGUACUGUUACACCAUUUUUCAAAACAUGUACAGAAUUACUUAAAUCAUCUGAAUCAAGUGAGGAAACCGCAACUAUUGAAAAUCACUCAGACGCUAAGCCACAUGUGGAUGAAAUGCAGCAAAUUGAAAAGACAGCCACCACAGAUGUAGAAAAAACACAAAGUAACACGGAAUUGCCAUCGUCCGUCAUCUUGUCCGUCAGCAAAUUACGUACAACCAAUAAUAAAACAGAGGCAUUGAAAAUUAUACGCAAAUUCAAAUUACGCUACCAUCAAGUGCCCAAUCAUUUACUGCGUUUCGGCCCAAUUAUGGAAGCGUUAAUACCAACUAUGUCAUAUUUGCAACUGUUGAAGAGUUGGCGCAAUUUGGCACGAUAUCAUUUUGAUAAUCCAAAAAUAAUGAAAUUGUGCCAGACACUAUUCGAAAAUAAGAAACUAUUGCGUAAGGACAAUAUUCAUCCGAUUGUGUUCCUGAUGCAAAUGCGUGACAUGGGUAUGCGUGAGGAUAUAGCAAAAUUGGCACCCAAGCGAGUUGAAGCUCUGAAAAUGCCGCUAUUCAAGCAGCUAUACCAGCAGUCAUUUGGCAACAAUCAGAGCACCGGCUUGCGUAUGCACAUCACAAUAAAUAUACAAAAAAAUUAUAGGAAAAAAACUUUGAAGAAUCACAAAAAAUUGGGAUUUCUCGAAGCUGCAAUAGCUUUGGCUUUCGGUUACUAUAAAAGAGAAAAGGAAGUCAAUGUGUUCUACUGGAUCGGUGAUAAGCUUGCUUUGGGUCAGAUGCCCUGGGAGGAUGGUAUAACUGUAGAAGAUGCGAUUGACUAUUGUGAUUUGUUGGAUAUUACAAAAACCAGCCAACGUCUUAUAACCCCCGUUUUGCGUGCUAUGGAACGUAAGCAGGUGUAUGAUGUAUUUCUCGUUAUUGUACCAACAGCUGGGCGCGGUAAUCCAAAAAAUAAUUCCGACUUGCUUUGCAAAUUUUUAGACAAAUAUCGCGAAAAGAAGAACCCAAAGGCAAAGUUCGUUAUAUUGGACUUAUUGAAAUUCCGCAAGUCGAUGCGUUAUUCAGAAACACGCAACGAAAACAUGCUUGAAAUUUGCGGUUUAGACGAGCACACUACGAAUUUGAUAAACAAUUUCGCUUUGAAUCGUUUCGGUUAAAGACAAGCUCCGAAAUAAUUUUGACGGCAGAACGCAGCAAAUUGAAAACGGUAUCCGCAUUAGGCAUAGUGAAAAAAAGGUGUGGGUGAAAUAUAUUAAACAUACUUUUUUCGCAUUUUGUUUAGCGGUAAGCGUAAUAAAUGAUUUCACUUGAUAAGUUUGGUGGUAGUGGACGUGAUUUGAAUCUAAACACACCCACACAUAAGUUGUAUGUAGUAUUACGAGUGCAUUAUAAUUAAUCUAGUUGCUUAGUGCAUACAUACAUACUUACUUAUACUAACGAUAACAUUUAAAUGUUCUACUUACAUGCAAUAAGCCAUGUAUAACUAAUUACGUAAUUAAUAUCAUAGCUUGUAGUGCGCAUACAUAUACAUACAUAUAUGAAAGAUAAUUGUAGUGAAGUUUCUUUCUUUCUACUAGGGCUUUGAGUAAGUGUUUUUUGUUUUCCAAUUCCUAAUUUUUCUGUUUAUUUCAUUUCAAUUAAUGCUGUUAAUUUUCUUUCUACAAACACACACAUACCUCCUCUUUGCGAUAACAUUAUUAAGCGUUAAGCUUUAUUUUAGAAUUAUCAUUAAUUACAAAGUAAUUAAAAUAUAUGCUUGUCUCAAUUGUUUCAAUCAUUUUCUGUUAUAUAAUACUAGUUAAUGUGCAACCGUUCAAAACGUGCUUUAAAUUAAUAAUGUUUAAAAUAAAGCCAAACAAACAAACGCAAAGAAACCAUACAAUUGAAAAUUUUGAACACAAUACCAUUGAAUGGAUACAAUCAAUCAAAAUUGAACGAAAUCAUAGACGUAACGUACCAAUAUGGAUGCUAAACUGAAAUGCCUUAAACUGCAAAAUCGCAAACAAUUCGAAAUGCAAACUACCAAUUAAGUUAAACCUAAUUAAACUAAAUUAUUGUAAAUUUAAUUAUACUUUGUAUGAAAUGAGGAGCAUUAUGCUAAUGGUAUUUUAAGCGAAGCGUGUAUUAUUGGCACAUAUACACGCACGACACAUAAUCACGCAUACAUAAAAUGUAUGUAUAUAUAUUUACAAAUAUAUGUUUGUAUGAAAUUCAAAUGUUUUAUGGAAACAAAUACGCGUAAAAAACUGAUAUUGAAACUGAACUGAUUCGAAAUAGUAAAUAGUAAACUGUACUGACAAACUCGAAAUUUGUUUAAUAUUUACAAGUGAUUAUAAAUUAUUGCUACAUAAAAAUUUAUGCAUGCUAACAUAACAUCAUUAGACACUUAAAAACACAAAAACACACUUCAAACAACAUGAGAAAUUUGCUACACAAAAUCAAUGGAAUAUAGAAUAUAUAUAAUAAAUGAAAUUUCUUUGCAACUCAUUUGUAAUUAAAUUUAUAUUUUGUUUUUACAAUUACCUAAUAGCCUUAAUGUAAAUUGUAAAAUAUUUUAGUGACGAAUCUCAUAUAUUUAUUUUAAACUUGAAUACAUAAUCAUAGCAAAGGUUGCGCAAUAAUAAAUUCCAUAUAGACAUAGUUAAGAAAUUUGAAAUGAAGAAAUACAAAUUUAUAUCAGAAAAAUGCUGCCAAAUUCCAAUUGUAACAUGCAAUAUAUAGACCAGACACACAGACUGACUACACAGCCACACACUGCAAGUGCAUUGGGAAGUUAGUACUUGGUAUUAGACGAAAGCAUUUUCGUAACAUACGCAACUGCAACUGGAGGAACAAUAAACUAAAUAAAUUUAAUUAUCUGAUAAAAUAGUGAAAUUUUUGUAUUGACAAGCAACUGAAUCUUCGACUGCCUUUAAACAAAAACUGGUUAUAUAGCAACAUAAUAGAAAAUAUAUAGAAACAGUUAUUCGAUAAAUCAAAUACAUGCAUAAGUAAACGAAAUUUUUUGGAGGUAACGUGCCAUUUCAAAAAGAAAAAUUACCGAACAAAAUUUACAUAUGAAAAAUCAGACUGUAUAGUAAUAACAAAACGAUUAAAUACUGUUCGGCUAAAAUAAGCAAACCGCCAAGUUGUAUUGUUGUAAAUUAAUUAACAAAGAACAAUAAAACUGAAUUAAUAUUAUUAUUUCAACCUAACCUAUACUUUAUUAUAACUAACAAACUGUUGCUACCGAACUACUUAUUUGAAGAAAAUGGUAUUGCUAAUUAUAGUUAAAAAUUACAAUAUAAACACCACAUACAUGUCUAUGUAUAUGAUUUUAUUGUUAUAUUAAUUUAAGUAAACAUAGAAAUUUGCAAAAUUUCCAAAAAAAAAAAAAAACACUCAUCUGUGAAACAAACCGUUGUGAUCGCUAAGAAAUUUAAAGCAAAAAUUAAACGUUUAACGAACGAUAUUAAAUUAAAAGUAUUAAAACGAAACUAAAUAGAAUUUAUACCAAAACGAAAAAGCAAAACUAAAAUAAAUAGCUGGCAAGCAAAGAUUGCCGUGUCUUGUGUUACCGAAUCGAAUGAAUUUGCAAUAACAAUAAUAUAAGAAAUUACAUGGAAAUAAAACAAUUAAAAACAAAAAUAUUCAAUAUUAGGCAAAAGUGUUAACAAAUCAAGCGCAAACCGAAAAGUACCUUUCAAAAAUCCGAUAAAUCCUCAAAAUUUACGCAAAGCACAUAAACGAAACAAAAACAAGGACAACAAGAAACAAAUGAAAUAGCAGUUUAAAGAAUUAAGAACAAAUCUAAAAAAUCGUACUUUGCUUUCAUUUUACAACUAAAUUAUGCAUGCAAACAAUUAAAAAGUAAUAUUUUUCUGCUAUUAAUGCUUUAUAAACUAAAACAAAUAAGAAAAUAACGAUGAAAUUGUUACACGCGAAAAAGUGUUUAAUUGUUGCAGCAGACAGACACCACACAUAAAAGCAC